UUUUUUUUUUUUUUUUUUUUUCCUCCUUUUUUGUUUGAUUGUACUGCUGGGAUAUUAGCGGCUUCUAACUGUGAAUAUAUUUCUGUGUAUAGUUUUAGAAUAGUGAUCAUGUGCCUUUCCAUCCCACACGAAAUUGAAGCUGUGAAUCUCACACACUUGCGUUUAAAACUAAGCUCAACACCAUGGCGACUAAGCACUCUCACAUUGUCAAAGAGCAGACAGAAGCUGUGCUAGCUCUCGCAAGGGACUUGCAAAGCCACCUCCAUCAAGAUGAUUCCCCAGCCCUUCGAACCCCGCCGAACCAUAUAGUCGAAAAACUUCAGAAAUAUUUAGAUCACCUUCCAUUAUUCACAGACCACACUUUACUGUCUAUUCGUCCCAAAUUAGACAAUGAAGGAACGAAAUUAUGGAACACAUGCGUACAACGGAUGCUCUCUGUCGAUAACCUCGAUCAGAGAAUCAUUGUCUGCAAAGCCAAAGUUCUCGCCUACGCGAUGCUUGAGGCUGCUGCGCCAAGAACUUGCCCAGGCAAUUAUCGGGUUCUAGAGCUUUCAUUCAGGAUCAUCAAGCUUUGUCUGGGUACUGCUACCUUUCUCUGGUCUUUGCUAUUCUGCAAUCCCGGCGGAGUUUACAUAUUGACAAGGGAAAUAGAAAACAAACUGAUCGACGUCAGCCAGAAAGUGAUGGAAUCCACUGCUACGAGAUUAGACAUGGUUGAGAGGUCAACUGAGAAUACAGAUAAACUAAAACUGGCGUCGUUUACAACGGAAUACUACAUGCUGCGGAUAUAUCUAUCCUGGUCACAAGAGAGACCUGAUAUAGCUAAUCACUUAUACUCGAAGAUUCCGGAGAUAACUACAAAAGAGCAACGAAGGAUCGUGGCGGAUAUAUGCUAUAGGAUUGGGAGUGUGGCGCUGUCAUCGGGUCAGAGUGAUAUCGCGGCAACCUGGCUAGACAGGGCGUUGACAGUCUGUGGAUUAUCAUUUCAUGAGGGAAGCCAAGAAGUCGACGAAUGCUGGAAGGAUGAGAGGAUGCUGACUCUGCAUGCAUAUGUGCGGUCGAAUCUUCAGCAAACUGGGGGUUCUGAAACCCAACUCCGGAAAGCCCUCGACAUGCUAAAAGCUGAGUAUAGUGAUUGCUUUCCAGCUCUUGCAAUCUUCCUCGAGAUCCUCAGCAGAGAAGACUGUGCGAGCCAAGAGUAUAUCGAAAUGCGUAUCCAGACGCCUUCUCAUUAUGAUAUUGACUUUGUGUGUAGGCCAGUACUUUGUAUUGAAGUCUUGAAAGAGCUUUUCGACAGACUGAAACUCUCUGAUAGCAGUGCCAAAGAGCAGUGGCUGGAAAGAAUCUUCAUUUCUCUGAUGUGGACACUGGCAAGUACUUCCCGUGGGGACCUAGGCCCAGACAUUAUUAGAGAUGAAGUAAAUUGGCUGGAAGAAGGUGCUCAGAAUCUACUGAGCGAGGAGGCAAGCCACGCCUCUUUGAUUCUUAUCUGGAAAUAUGUGGAUCUAGCAAUGUCAAAAGGAUCUAUUUCCCUUGCAGAGCAAUGGUGUCAAUUUGUCCUCAGUCAGAAAGCAUUUCAAAUGGAUUCUGACACGAAGGCUAAAUUCUUUCGGAAGCUAAUUCUAUGUGCUUGUGAAAAUUACAACCCAUCUACAGCACAGAGAGUCUUUGACAAAUUUCCAGAGGAAUUCAAGUCAUGCCCUCUCACCCUGUAUUUAUUGUAUAAACUAUCCCUGGCUGAAGAAGAUUUCUCCCGUGUUUCCGUUUACCUUGAGCUGCUCUGCAAGCCAGACGUGGAUACCACCUACAUUUGGUCAUGUAUAGCGGAUGCGCUUCGACUCGAAAAAGUGAAUCUUGCUGUUCAAAGUGUCCAAAAAUUGGUAGCAACCUUGGAUGGCAGUGGUUUUGAACGGUUACAAAUCUGGAAGAUUUUGCAGUGUGUGAUAUCUGUCAUCCGAAAGAAGCUAAAGAAUGAACCUGGGAACGAGGCCUUGUUGUGUCACAUAGUUCCUUUAUUCAGGACUAUUUUGGAUGCAGCAACCGACCACACACAAUCCAAGCAGACUUCUCUCGACCUACAUUGGCUUUCUAGAGAAAGCUACGGCAUUGCCCUUGAUUUGUAUAAGCUAUGUUCUCUAGAGAGGGUAAUUGAUCUACUAGAUAUUUCCAUAAGGCUCACGCACUUGCUUAAGAACACAGCAGCGCAAGCACAUGCUGGCAUAUCGGAGCAUUAUCUUAUUUGCUAUUUUCUUAAAGCCACUAUUCUUAUAUCAGAAGCUCGGACAGACAAAAUCCCUCGUAGGAAGGAGCAUUACUACAAGGAAGCACGCGAAUCAAUGAAUCAAUUCCAAUCUUGCAUUGAUUGUCAAAAAGAAGGCAUUUACCCAGCUGCAAACUCACAAGACUGGACAGACAGACACCGCAUUAUCCUAUCACUUGCAUUCGAAGUCGCCGUCUUCUUUCACGAAUGGGAAGACGUAACAAGGAUAAUUGAAAUCUCUAAGCCAAUAGUAGAUGCCAAACUCAGCUCCAUCUUUCUCGAUUGCAUUCUCCGAUCCGAAGCUCCGGUAUCAUGUCAAGCGCAAAUUGUCAAGCAAAUGAUACGCACCUUUCAUUCCUCGCCUUCGCCAUUCCUGAACACUUCGACGUCAAACUUCGAUGAAAAUCUCCCCCGGUACCUCCGCUGUCUCUUUGUCCUUUCCGUCGACGCGAAGGAGUAUGAACUCGCGGAAUCCGUCCUCGACCAAGCCCUAAUCUUCGCCCGCGAUCCUUCCAGUAAGAAAUCACACUACCCAAAAGAAGAGAUCCAAUGGCUAGCAGUCGUUUCGUUCAAUACUGCGGUUGAUUUUUUCCUCUCCUCCGCAGAUGGAGAUUGUCGCCGGUGGGCGGAAAAGGCCAUCACACUGGCAGAUUUGAUUGGAGUUGACCAUGGCGAGCUUGGACAGCUUCUACGCAGGAAUCUUUCGAACAUUUUACCCAGUUGAAACGGCGAGAAGGGUGAUCGAGUUGAUAUAUUGCAAGCAUUAUUAUUAUAUUCAUCGUAGUACAAUCUGUUGUUGUUGUCUAUCAUGGAACACAGGGCCAAAGGGCAAGACAGGCAGGAACCCUAAUAGUGAACCAACCCUAGCGGGAGAGUGAGUUGAUUGUAUAGCAUAUUCUAGUCCGAGGUCGUUAAUUUGCUUUGUUGAGCGUCCGGAGUACAGCAGAUAUCACGAGUCUCUUAUGCCUUGUUAGUUCUAAAACGCAUCACCC
Aspergillus ochraceoroseus IBT 24754 is the source of this 3252-nucleotide messenger RNA. Its product is annotated as SPO22/ZIP4 family meiosis protein. The transcript has 15 exons. The coding region runs from base 183 to 2984 and encodes 933 amino acids. NCBI's taxonomy places the organism in Eukaryota, Fungi, Ascomycota, Eurotiomycetes, Eurotiales, Aspergillaceae. The record is from RefSeq and is a predicted model, not a curated record. Gene Ontology annotation, biological process: regulation of synaptonemal complex assembly; meiotic cell cycle.